AUGGAAGUGGACGGGGAGGCAGAGUCUCGGAGAAUCAAAUUCUAUACGUCGAGAAUCAGUCCCGAGUGCCGAGCAGUCAAUAUGUUGGUCACUCACUUAAACCUACCCAUCCAUGAGAUAUACAUCAGACCUUUCAUUGACACGACAACUGAAGAAUAUAAAAAG
Oppiella nova is the source of this 165-nucleotide messenger RNA. NCBI's taxonomy places the organism in Eukaryota, Metazoa, Arthropoda, Arachnida, Sarcoptiformes, Oppiidae. The record is from the annotation of a GenBank genome assembly.